UUAAAAUGGCGGCGGUGCGCUGAUCUUCCACGGAUGGAAGUGAAUGUCCGUCCGUCUGCCCCCUCCCUCGGCCGGGCCCCGCGUAAUGGCCUAAUGGCUUUGAAAGCCUUCACAUACCCUCUGCCUGAGACCCGGUUUAUCCAUGCGGGGGGGACUGUUUACAAACUCAAAAUGCGUUACAGUCACCAUAUCAGAGAAGACUUGGGAAUCAACAGAGAGCAAGUUGGACAAGAGUUAGAGGAUUCUAUUCGUGCAGUGCUUGGAAAUCUGGACAAUUUGCAACCAUUUACCACAGCGCAUUUCACCAUCUUCCCGUAUAAAAACAAGUGGGAGAGAUUGUCAGAACUUCGGUUUAAACAAGGAAACAAAGUCCUCAUCUCUUAUCCAUAUGUAUGCACCUUGUAUAUUGAACUGAGAUCCGAUCGACAGCAUUCAUUUGCAGCUAAGCCCGUUGAACCAAAGCGCAAUCAUUCUGCUCCCUCUCACUCCGCUGCCCGCUCCGAACGCUGCCCACUGGUUAUGGCGGUCUUUUUCGACUGUUCGCGUGCUACCGACUGA
This is a messenger RNA of Pristis pectinata (smalltooth sawfish), 558 nucleotides long. Its product is annotated as membrane-anchored junction protein. Gene Ontology annotation, biological process: meiotic attachment of telomere to nuclear envelope; homologous chromosome pairing at meiosis. Gene Ontology annotation, cellular component: nuclear inner membrane. The transcript is spliced from 6 exons. The record is from RefSeq and is a predicted model, not a curated record. Gene Ontology annotation, molecular function: DNA binding. NCBI's taxonomy places the organism in Eukaryota, Metazoa, Chordata, Chondrichthyes, Rhinopristiformes, Pristidae. Bases 34 to 558 code for a protein of 174 amino acids.